Molecule: messenger RNA, 1371 nt
Organism: Henningerozyma blattae CBS 6284
Lineage: Eukaryota; Fungi; Ascomycota; Saccharomycetes; Saccharomycetales; Saccharomycetaceae
Gene: TRM82
Product: Trm82p
Exons: 1
Coding region: 1-1371 (456 amino acids)
Biological process (GO): RNA (guanine-N7)-methylation
Cellular component (GO): nucleus; tRNA methyltransferase complex; cytosol
Molecular function (GO): protein binding; tRNA (guanine(46)-N7)-methyltransferase activity
Source: RefSeq, a predicted model, not a curated record
AUGACUAUAACUCAUCCAAUUCAAACCAUUCUAUCUAGAAGCGAUGGUAAACUCUUCUUUAUCGUGGUGAAAAACAUGAUUUUAGCGUUAAAGACUACUGAUAAUAAAAACUAUUCUAUUUGUGGUAAAUGGGUUGAUGAUUUAGAUAGAACUCCAUUUUUGAAACAAAAUGUAUUGAAAGAACAAGCUCGUCAAAUAGCGGCCAAUGAAGAAGCUGGUAUCAGCAAAAAAAUAAAAAAAAAUGAUGGUGCCUCUUCACCUGCUUCUAUAAUAAAAAAGGAAGCCAAAGUUCCUGUACCAGGUUCAGGAGCUCCACAGAUUUAUCUACAAAUUAGAAAUUUAGCUCUAUCAAGAGAUGAGACUAAAUUGUACGCUUGUACUGAUUCUGAUAAAGCUAUUGUGGUAUUUAAAAUUGAUCUAACUACCAAUGAAAAUUGUUUGGAAUUAGUUAAAAGACAACCAUAUCCUAAGAGGCCGAAUGCUAUUACUUCAACUUUAGAUAGCAAAUCAAUUGUUAUGGCUGAUAAAUUCGGUGAUGUCUAUGAUAUGCCACUUGAAGGAGAUGUUGUGGACAAUGUAGAAGAAUUAAAUCCAAUUUUAGGUCAUGUUUCCAUGUUAACAAACGUUCUUGCUUCACAAGAUUCAAACGGGAAAAACUAUAUUAUUACAAGUGAUAGAGAUGAGCAUAUAAAAAUAUCGCAUUACCCUCAAACUUUCAUUGUUAAUAAAUGGCUUUUUGGUCAUGAAGAAUUUGUUUCUUCUUUAGUUAUUCCUGAUUACAAAACAAAUUUAUUAUUUAGUGCAGGUGGUGAUCAUUCUAUUUUUAGUUGGGAUUGGGAAAAGGGAACAUUAUUGGACAAAUUUGAAUAUUCUCAAACAAUUAAACCAUAUUUAACUGAUAGACACCUGGCUCCAGAAAGAUUUCAAAAUGAAACCAAUGAUUCGAUUGAAUAUGCUGUUGUAAAUAUUACAACUUUCAAAAACUUGCCAUAUCUUGCCUUUUUCGUUGAAGCUACACCUUUAUUAAUUAUCUUAAAGGUUCAAAAUGAUGGUAAAUUAAGUUUUUUCCAGGAUAUUAAAAUGUCUAAUAACAUCAUUUCCUUAUCAUCUGUUUAUACAACAAAGAAUAUUCCAACAUUUGCUGUAACACUUGAUGCUACCGAGCAAGCUGGUAUGCCUACCCUAGUAGAAUUAGCAGAAUUCGAUGAAGCAAACAGUAGAUUUAUCAUUUCAAAAGAUGUUUGUGGACCAUUAAAUAACUUCAUUAUUGACACACUAAAAGAUGAUAAAAUUGCACAAGUCGAAAAAUCUUCUAUUUUCCCAUUAUAUACUGUCAUAAAUCUGAAAAAGCAUGGUGAGCAUUAUUCAUAG